This is a messenger RNA of Pediculus humanus corporis (human body louse), 600 nucleotides long. RefSeq lists its product as uncharacterized. Lineage: Eukaryota; Metazoa; Arthropoda; Insecta; Psocodea; Pediculidae. The coding region runs from base 1 to 600 and encodes 199 amino acids. The transcript has 4 exons. The record is from RefSeq and is a predicted model, not a curated record.
AUGGAAUUGACCACUAUUAAAUAUGGCGAAGAUGUAUCAAAAUCAAAUAAUAAUAAUAAUGACGUGGCAAAAGACGCGGCGGCGACGACGACAAUAUCACAAAAAAAAAAAUUAAUUAUUCCAACGUCGACAGAAUUGAAAAUUUUUACGACUCCGACACCUGGACGACGACGACACGAGGAGGAAGUGGAGGAAACGACAGCAGUCAAAACUAAGGUCACGUCACCGCCGAUACCGAUACCUCCUCUACUACCCAAAUCGGUUAUAAGAGUACAAAGUAGUUAUCCGAAUUAUUAUGCCGAAGCGGGUGUGACGCCAUCGACGGAAAUAUCACCAUCGUGGUAUCAAAAUCGUAAAUGGAGUUUCGAAGCUCCGGCAUCGUUCAUUAGUUGGUCUAAAAAUAGAAUUUCGAACAAUCCACUAUCGACGGCCGUCGGAGGUUUGUGUGCCGUUGCCGUUAUAAUAAUAAUGAUAAUCGUUUUGAUAAAGAGUUUACCGGGACGUCGAAGAUAUGUAGAGAAAAAAUCAAAUUCCGAAACGAAAGAAGAAGACAAAACGAGAUUGUUGAAACCUUCGGCUCGAACAUCGGAUGAAGAAUAA